Messenger RNA from Entrophospora sp. SA101, 900 nucleotides. NCBI's taxonomy places the organism in Eukaryota, Fungi, Glomeromycota, Glomeromycetes, Entrophosporales, Entrophosporaceae. The record is from the annotation of a GenBank genome assembly.
AUGCAAAUUUUCGUCAAAACUCUUACCGGUAAAACUAUUACUCUCGAAGUAGAAUCCUCUGAUAGUAUUGAUGCAGUUAAACAAAAAAUUCAAGAUAAAGAAGGUAUUCCUCCAGAUCAACAACGUUUAAUCUUUGCUGGUAAACAAUUGGAAGAUGGUAGAACAUUGUCAGAUUAUAAUAUUCAAAAAGAAUCAACCUUACAUUUGGUUCUCCGUUUACGUGGUGGCAUGCAAAUUUUCGUCAAAACUCUUACUGGUAAAACUAUUACUCUCGAAGUAGAAUCCUCUGACAGUAUCGAUGCAGUCAAACAAAAAAUUCAAGAUAAAGAAGGCAUCCCUCCAGAUCAACAACGUUUAAUCUUUGCUGGUAAACAGUUGGAGGAUGGCAGAACAUUAUCGGAUUACAAUAUUCAAAAAGAAUCAACCUUACAUUUGGUCCUUCGUUUACGUGGUGGUGCAAAAGUUGUAAAAUGCAAAUUUGGUGAAUGUAAAGACAAGGCAACUAAGAUUGUUGGUCAUUGUAGGUAUUGCGAGUUGGACUACUGUGGUAGACAUAGAUUACCUGAAGCUCAUGCCUGUGUCAACUUGACAAGUUGUAAACAGGCUAGUUUUGAAAAAAAUGCUGCUAAAUUAAGAAAGACUACUCAUGUUAUUCCCCUAACAUUAAAUGAAGAACAGAGGAAUAAUAGAAGAAUUUACAGUAUUAAACUCUCUGACUUUCCUACAGGAACAUCUGCAAGAGACUUGCAUGAUAUUAUUGCUGCACCCGAACAAUUACAAGGUUUGUCAUAUGCUUACAUGAAUUGUGAAACAGAUGAAGAUUUAUUUAACGCAACAGCCAAAGAUUACAACUUUUUAUUGAUAGCAAUGCAUGGAAGUAUGAGGUUUCCUGGUUUAUAG